AUGGAAGCCGUUAAAGAGACCUCCAAGCCGCCAGGGUACCGCCAAACCUCACCGGAGCAGGUCGUGUGGUCGUCAGUACCAGAUCAUCAGCCAAAAGCCAGCAGCGAGUUCUCCUUACCGGGCAUUCGUACGAUUACAUCUCCUCAGUAUCACAUCGUUUCACCGAGCGAGCGCCAUGGUUCUCCGCAUUCAGUACGAAGCCUGCCUCCGAUCGACCCAGGGUCGUUCGAUCAACCAAGAGCUGAGGACACAACAAUGGGCAGUCCCAUGGAGACGGGGAGUGUUAUGAGCAUGGACGAGCGGGCUGGUCGCAGCACUAGUGCGGUGUCAAUCGGCAGCGCAUCCGCCGCAGAGGUGACAGCGGCGGAAGUGCUAUCGGGCCUCGGAAACCCACGACAUUAUGCUCGUUCGUCCCGAGGUCAAAACGGGCACGUGUCGUCACAUGCAAAUGGCGCACGUGAACCGGAGCCACUGCUAGAGCUUGUGUCGCAAGCGCAUCCAUGGGUCGGAGGUAGCAUCAGGGGAUCGAUGUCGGUAUAUGAGACCACAAAGUACUACUCCCCGCGGAUCGUGCAGUACGGUGUCAACUUCAUGGAGAGGAAUAUAGGCACGCCGAUCGUGAACACUGUUGGCACCGUCGGCACGAUGACGGGCGUUGGAGGUCAGCUGCGACGACAUCUCGACUCUCGUCGGCCGCAAGAUAUCGAAGCGGGAGCAGCUAAGAGCAAUGGAGAUGUGUUGAUGGAGGUCGACGGCGCGGAGCAGCUUCCGCCAUACCCAACGAGCAGACCGCCGUCGUAUCGCGAAGAGCCAAGUCCGCACGCGAUAGACAGGGCACAAGGCCGCCCUGCUGCUAACAGGACAUGGUCAUCGCGAGUCUUUGUCACGACAUCCGGACUUUCGGUCGCAUUGAGCACCACGUCGCGCCAAAGCUUGCGAUUCUGCCUGAAGCUACUGGCCAGUCAAUUCCAGAAUGUGGAGUCACUCACCAAGGCGCUGUCAAUGGCUCUCAACAACUACGAGGAAACACGAAAGCGGGUCCGCGAGAGCCGCGAAGCCGACUUGGAGAAAGGACAGCGACCACCUACCCCAGAUCAAGACGACGACGCUAGAAGGCUGGCGCAGGAGAUCAGGCAGCAUUGCGAUACAAUCUGGAGUACAAUCCAAAACGUGGUCCAAGGCGUGUCGAGAUCUGUCGGCGGCGCAUUACCGCAGAACGCACGAGAGUUUGUGCGCGCGCAGCUCAUGUCUCUGCCUCAGCGAUGGCGCAUAGUCUCUGACCACCAAGCGAAUGUGCCAUCCGAGACCAGCCGCGCUGCACAACGUAUGAUCGACUUCGCAACCGAAGGCUUGGACAUGAUGACUCAAGUCAGCGGUGUCCUGAAAGCGACGCUCGAUUCAGCCGAGCAAUGGCUCGCGACAGUCGGCAGAAGCGACGCGACUGCUCAAGACGAUCGCGCCAUGACGGACGCACCAGCACAACACGAACACAAUGAGAAGUCAUGA
Fulvia fulva is the source of this 1506-nucleotide messenger RNA. RefSeq names its product Clock-controlled protein 8. Gene Ontology annotation, biological process: phospholipid biosynthetic process; regulation of transcription by RNA polymerase II; endoplasmic reticulum unfolded protein response. NCBI's taxonomy places the organism in Eukaryota, Fungi, Ascomycota, Dothideomycetes, Mycosphaerellales, Mycosphaerellaceae. The transcript has 2 exons. The record is from RefSeq and is a predicted model, not a curated record. The coding region runs from base 1 to 1506 and encodes 501 amino acids. Gene Ontology annotation, cellular component: endoplasmic reticulum; nucleus. Gene Ontology annotation, molecular function: transcription corepressor activity.